Hipposideros armiger (great roundleaf bat) is the source of this 2268-nucleotide messenger RNA. It is a transcript of the gene DUSP2, whose product is annotated as dual specificity phosphatase 2. Gene Ontology annotation, cellular component: cytoplasm; nucleus. Lineage: Eukaryota; Metazoa; Chordata; Mammalia; Chiroptera; Hipposideridae. Gene Ontology annotation, biological process: endoderm formation; protein dephosphorylation; negative regulation of MAPK cascade. The transcript is spliced from 4 exons. The coding region runs from base 337 to 1281 and encodes 314 amino acids. Gene Ontology annotation, molecular function: MAP kinase tyrosine/serine/threonine phosphatase activity. The record is from RefSeq and is a predicted model, not a curated record.
CUGAGCAGCGCGCGCUUCCAGGUUGUGGCGCAAGGAGGGAGCGGGAGGGUGUUUGGGCCCCACUGCCCCUGGCACACACCGUUUCUCAGGAGCUGGUCCCCCGUCCUCCCCCAGCGCACCAGUCCCCAGUCCCGGGCCGCCCCGCCUGCGCCCGCGUUAGGUCGCGGGGGCGGCGCCGGCGCCUUCCUGUUCUGCCUUGUAUGGUGACCCGGGGGCCGGGCCAGGCUACUUAAGGCCGGACUGCCGGGGCGCCUUAGUAGACGGCGGAGCUGCGCGGAGAGCCAAGGGAGCGGGAGGAGCGGGGAGCGAGGGGAAGCGCUAGAAGAAGACGGUGUUAUGGGGCUGGAGGCGGUGAGCGAGCUGGAGUGCGAGACGCUGGGCGCGCUGCUGCGGGAGCCGCGGGAGGCCGAGCGGACGCUGCUGCUCGACUGCCGCCCCUUCCUGGCCUUCUGCCGGCGCCACGUGCGCGCCGCGCGGCCGGUGCCCUGGAACGCCAUGCUGCGGCGCCGCGCGCGUGGCCCGUCCGCCGCCGUCCUCGCCUGCCUGGUGCCCGACCGCGCGCUUCGGGCGCGGCUGGCCCGCGGGGAGCUGGCGCGCGCUGUAGUGCUGGACCAGGCUGGCACCUCUCUGGCCGCGCUGCCGCCCGACGGCCCGGCCCGAGUGCUACUGGCCGCGCUGCUGCAGGAGACCCGCGCCGGACCCGCUGCCGUGUGCUUCCUGCGAGGAGGUUUCGAGGCCUUCCAGGCCUGCUGUCCCGACCUGUGCUCUGAGUCCCCUGCCCCGGCGAUGCCGCCUGCUGGUGUUGAAAACAGCCGCUCAGACUCCAGGGCUCCCUUCUAUGACCAGGGUGGCCCGGUGGAGAUCUUGCCCUACCUGUUCCUGGGCAGCUGCAGCCACUCAUCGGACCUGCAGGGGCUGCAGGCCUGCGGUAUCACCGCUGUUCUCAACGUCUCCGCCAGCUGCCCCAACCACUUUGAGGGCCUUCUGCGCUACAAGAGUAUCCCCGUGGAGGACAGCCAGGUGGUGGAGAUCAGUGCCUGGUUCCAGGAGGCCAUAGGCUUCAUUGACUCGGUGAAGGACAGCGGGGGCCGGGUGCUGGUGCACUGCCAGGCGGGCAUCUCACGCUCGGCCACUAUCUGUCUGGCAUACCUCAUACAGAGCCACCGCGUGCGGCUAGACGAGGCUUUUGACUUUGUUAAGCAACGGCGGGGGGUCAUCUCCCCCAACUUCAGUUUCAUGGGGCAGCUGCUACAGUUUGAGACUCAGGUCCUGUGUCACUGAGGCAGGGCCAAGGUACACACUGCUGCGGGUCCCUGGGGAGCUGAGGGACAGCUGGACUCCCCUCAGACCCCACAGUCAGUCUCCCUCACCUCAGGAAUAGCUUCCCCUUCCUCGGAGCUUGCUCCCGAGUGGGAGCGCUGGGAGUGCAGGGAUCCAGGACUCUCUCAUCUGGUGCUCUUCUGCUAGGGGUCCAAGGGCCGGCCCUCAUUCAGGGAUGAGAAUGGAGGCUUUGUCUGCUUCCCUCCUCUUCCAUCCUCUGGCAGAAACUAACUGGACUCUACACGGGUGGACCCACUGGUCCCACCACCAUUUUGAAGCUCUUGGCAGCCUGAGAGCCCCAAGGAAACAAGCUGUGACAACCAGGAGCCUCGUCUGGGGAUGGCACACCCCGAGGCCUAGAACCUGAGCCUCUGGGGCGCUGGGCUAGAGAAGUGACGCGUCCCGUGUGUGUGGAUCUCUUGCGUGUGUUUUGUGAGCAUUGCAGGCUGGUGUUGGCGCUGACAAGUUAUUUGUGUUCAAUUGACAUUUAACACUCCCUCCCCCACUUCCUGCCAGCCUUGUGGGUGGGGCCUGGAAACUUAGCACUUUAUAUUUAUACAGAAUCUUGAGGAUGUGUCAAUAAAAUACUGUUUUUAAAAAACAACUCAAGCCGAUUCAUCUUAAGGCAAUGCCUGGGGAAAUGCUCCAAAGCUGUUAAGCAGAACUCACUUUUCUUUGUGCAGAGGGCGAGGGGGACUGUGAGGGAAGAAGGUGAGGUGGGCCCUCCUGCUCUGGGCCCCAGCUCUCCUGUACUGGUGGCCUUUCCAGGGCAGUGUCCUGUCUCAGCUAAGAGAGGUGGUUUCUGGGAGGUUGGCUCCAGCCUAUUCCUGUUACUGGCUUUGAUCCUGUGUCCAGGACUCAACUGGCCCCAUCCACAUGCUCCACUUCGUUUUGGGAGCACAUGGAUGGGUGUAUGUGUGUGUGUGUGUGUGUGUGUGUGUGUGUGUG